Punica granatum (pomegranate) is the source of this 990-nucleotide messenger RNA. NCBI's taxonomy places the organism in Eukaryota, Viridiplantae, Streptophyta, Magnoliopsida, Myrtales, Lythraceae. The record is from RefSeq and is a predicted model, not a curated record.
UAACCAAAGCAGUCCGUCAGUAGUAACCACUUAGAUUCGAGCAACCUUCCAAACUAGUCAAUCUAAAUAAGUAAGAUCGAUUGAUAUCAUGAAACUCUUCGUAAUCCUCUAUUUGUGCUCUUUGGUAAUCUCCAGUAGCUUUGCCUUUGAUCCGAGUCCCCUUCAAGAUAUCUGUGUGGCUACGGCUGAGCCAAAAAAUGCUGUGUUUGUAAACGGGAAAUUUUGCAAGAAUCCGAAUCUUACAGUCGCCGAUGAUUUCCUCUUUCGGGGAAUCAACAUUCCUCGGAGUACCAACAACAACGUCAGGUCCACUGUGACUAUGGUUGCUGUUGACCAGCUCCCGGGACUUAACACUCUAGGGAUCUCUUUGGCCCGCAUUGACUAUGCCCCUUACGGCGGCCUGAACCCACCUCACAUCCACCCUCGUGCAACUGAGGUCAUCAUGUGCGUUCAGGGCGAACUCUAUGUUGGGUUCGUCUUAUCGAACCAGCUCGGAAACAGGCUCAUCACCAAAGUCUUGAAGCCUGGAGACGUGUUUGUCUUCCCAUUCGCGAUGAUUCACUUCCAGCUCAACAUAGGGAAGACAGCUGCAGUCGCAAUCUCAAGCUUGAGCAGCCAGAACCCCGGUGUCAUAACAAUUGCUAAUGCUGUGUUCGGAUCUAAUCCACCGAUUAAUGUGGAUGUCUUGACCAAGGCAUUCCAGGUGGACAAGAAAGUUAUAAAUGAUCUCCAAUCCCAGUUUUCGAACGCCACCCACAAUUAAAACCAAAUAAGGGAGUGAAAGAGGAUAGUUAUAUUCAUAUAAUAAAACCCGAGCCUGGGAGUUCGUUUCCCUGAUUGUUCAUGGUUAACAUAUAUUUGAUGUGUUUGUGUGAGGUGGAAAUGUUCGAAUAUGUUUCUUAAAUUUAAUGUUCCUUACUAAAGUGGCAACAUGGUAUGUAUGUACAUCUUUUUGAAUAAAAUAUGAUGUGUUUCAUCUACUUCGUUUCA